CUUUUAUCUGCAUUUUGACCCACACCUACAUCAUGGAUGGCAUCAACUACGGUGUGUCGUACGCACAGAGCCGGGUGCCACACGCUCCACCGACGGCGCCCACGGCGCCAGCACCUGGCACGUGGACAUCUGCGUCAGUGCACGAGGACUUCAGAGCUCCCGUGCCACGCGCCGUGCCCAUCCCCCGGUUUGCGAUUCGCUGGAUGCAUGAGGCAGGCAAAUGCAUCCCAUGCCGAUUCUUUGCUUUUAAGGAAGACGGAUGUCAAAAAGGCAACGCUUGCGAGUUCUGUCAUUUUUGCGGUCAAGAAGCAGCUGUUAGGCAGGUUGCGGAAUGGGUGAGGCUGGGAGAAGUUAGACUCUUAGACCUUGGUUGCUUGGUUUUUGAGACAUAUCCAUGUGGGUGUAUGAAGGAGCCUUGUAUGAUCUUGUAUAGGUACAUGACCAAAAGCAGCCAAAUGUUGUUCAUUUGUUAGGAAAAGUUUGUGUUGUUCCUGUAUUGGAUCCCAGCCUUUGAUGGUAUGAUAUGCGUGGUAUGUAAUUGUUAUCAUUUUGUACUCUGGUGGUGGUCCCGUUGGGCAUUUGGCCGUCACGGCAGCGGGGUUGAACCUUGCUUGGUGAGACAUCCCUGAGAUCCGGCCGCACAAUGGCCUCCAACCUGAUAGCGAUGGCCUCCAACCCAAUAGCGAUGGCCUCCAACCUAAUAGCGAUGGCCUCCAACCU
Molecule: messenger RNA, 720 nt
Organism: Durusdinium trenchii
Lineage: Eukaryota; Dinophyceae; Suessiales; Symbiodiniaceae
Source: the annotation of a GenBank genome assembly